UCAGCUCCACCACCACCACUGCCAUCUUCUUCUUCAUCAUCAACUCCACUUUCAGUUCUAUAAUUCAUUUCCUUUUCUUUUCCUUCUUCCAUAUUCGCUCACAUGGGUUUUAACUCUAUGAUUCUAGUCUUCAUUGUGGUUGUGGGGCUGUGUCCCUAUUGGGCAGCUGCAGUGACGUACAAUGUGGUGAAUUUGGGGGCCAAAGGCGACGGAAAGACGGAUUCCACCAAGGCUUUUCUCCAUGCAUGGACGGCGGCUUGUGCCUCCGCCUCGCCGGCCACCAUCUACGUGCCGCCUGGGAGGUACUUCCUCCGCAAUGCGGUGUUCAGCGGCUGCAAGAACCAUGCUAUCACCUUCAGAAUCGAUGCCACUCUGGUGGCUCCGGCUGACUACCGCGUUAUCGGGAAAGCCGGAAACUGGCUCGCCUUCGAAGACGUCACCGGGGUUUCCAUCCUCGGCGGCAUCCUCGACGGCCAGGGGACAGGCUUGUGGGCCUGCAAGAAUUCCGGCAAGAGUUGCCCCAGCGGCGCCACGACACUGGGAUUUACCAACUCCAACAACAUCCUGAUCAGUGGAUUAACAUCACUCAACAGCCAAAAGUUCCACAUUGUCAUCAACGGCUGCCAGAAUGUCAAACUCCAGGGAGUGAGGGUCUCCGCCUCCGGCGAUAGCCCCAACACCGAUGGUAUCCAUGUCCAAUUGUCGUCCGGUGUCACGAUCUUAGACACCAAGAUCAAGACCGGUGAUGACUGCGUCUCCAUUGGCCCUGGUGCCUCCAACCUUUGGAUUGAGAAUGUUGCAUGUGGGCCUGGCCAUGGCAUCAGCGUUGGGAGUCUAGGCAAAGAGCAAAAAGAAGCUGGUGUACAAAAUGUGACAGUUAAAACGGUUACUUUUACCGGUUCACAAAAUGGGGUGAGGAUCAAGUCAUGGGCCAGGGCGAGCAGUGGAUUCGCUAGGGGUAUCCUUUUCCAACACAUCCUCAUGGUCGAUGUCCAAAACCCCAUUCUCAUUGACCAAAAUUACUGCCCCAACAACAAGAACUGUCCUGGACAGGUCUCGGGUGUAAAAGUUAGCGAUGUAACAUACCAAGAUAUCCACGGCACAUCUGCAACUGAAGUUGCAGUGAAAUUCGAUUGUAGCUCGAAAAAUCCUUGCAGUGGGAUAAACCUAAAAGAUGUUAAGCUCACUUACAAGAACAAAGCUGCUGAGGCUUCAUGUGCCAAUGCUGAUGGAAAGGCUUCUGGUUUCAUCGAGCCCGAGAGCUGUUUGUAAUGGAGGAAAGAGGAAAAAAAGAGCCUUAAUUAAAGUAUUAGAAUAAUGAAAAAUAGGAAGAAAAACUUAUGGGGUAGAUUGAUUUCGGCCCCCUUAAUAGUAAGGAGUGUUAGUAAAAUAGGUGAUAGAGUUCUUGCUUGAGCCUGUGGCUGUGAUGAGCCCAUUGGGGCUCCAUGCCUGGCCUUGCACUAUCUAAAGUGGAUCAAACCCCUUGUUGGGUGUUUGUUUGCUCCCACGACUUAUUGUACCAGAGUGUGUUUUGUUGAAUUAAUAUUACGUUUAGAUGGUAAUGUUUUGUUACA
Vitis riparia (riverbank grape) is the source of this 1574-nucleotide messenger RNA. Its product is annotated as polygalacturonase-like. NCBI's taxonomy places the organism in Eukaryota, Viridiplantae, Streptophyta, Magnoliopsida, Vitales, Vitaceae. Gene Ontology annotation, molecular function: polygalacturonase activity. Gene Ontology annotation, biological process: carbohydrate metabolic process. The coding region runs from base 103 to 1272 and encodes 389 amino acids. The transcript has 4 exons. The record is from RefSeq and is a predicted model, not a curated record.